GUGCGGCUGCUGUCAUUGACCCGACGUCGCUGCAAAACCGAAGUCGCCAAGUGAUGAUGUUGUGAAGUCUCUCGCCCGUCCCUGCCACGCCCGGGCAAUUACUGGCAGCGGCGGCCGCUUCGGCUGCUGCUCUCAGGCUGCCGCCGCUUUAGUCUUCUUCCUGAGAGAGCGCCGGCGGAGGACGGAGGUAGCAGGGCCAUCCUGUCAUGACCAUCCAAGGUAUGAUAAUCACAUGAGAACACUCAUUGCUCCAGAUGUCAUUUGACUCAUCAGAAAAAAUCUGUUUAAAAGAAAAUAUCCAUUUGACCAGAUCCUUUCUUUAUUGAAUGGCUUGAUGGCUUCUCUUUCCUCUGAUUCAAACCAAAGCUGUCCUUCUCAACCAAAGCAAAAAAGGAGCUUGCAUGAAUCAAUCCCAGAAUGCCAAUUUUACAUCACCGACAGGUGAAGAAAACCUCAUGAAUAUCAAUCACAGAGACUCAGAGAGCAUCACUGAUGUCUGCUCCAAUGAAGAUCUCCCUGAAGUUGAACUGGUAAGCCUGCUGGAAGAACAGCUACCCCAAUAUAAGCUGAGAGUGGACUCUCUCUUUCUAUAUGAAAAUCAAGACUGGACUCAGUCCCCACAACAGCAGCAGCAUGCGUCUGAUGACCUCUCUCCAGUCCUUGCUGAAGAGACUUUCCGUUAUAUGAUUCUAGGUACAGACAGGGUGGAGCAGAUGACCAAAACUUACAAUGACAUUGACAUGGUUACACACCUCCUGGCUGAGAGAGAUCGUGAUCUGGAGCUAGCUGCUCGAAUUGGACAAGCUCUCUUAAAGCGGAACCAUGUCUUGUCUGAGCAGAAUGAAGCCCUGGAGGAGCAAUUGGGACAAGCCUUUGAUCAAGUUAAUCAGCUGCAGCAUGAGCUCUCCAAGAAAGAUGAGUUACUUCGAAUUGUCUCCAUUGCUUCUGAAGAGAGUGAGACUGAUUCCAGCUGUUCUACACCUCUUCGGUUCAAUGAGUCCUUUAACUUAUCUCAAGGUUUGCUGCAGUUGGAUAUGCUGCAGGAAAAGCUCAAGGAACUGGAAGAAGAGAACAUGGUUCUUCGAUCGAAGGCUUGUCACAUAAAGACAGAAACUAUUACCUAUGAAGAGAAGGAACAGCAGCUUGUUAGUGACUGUGUUAAAGAACUUCGUGAAACAAAUGCUCAGAUGUCCAGAAUGACUGAAGAAUUGUCUGGCAAGAGUGAUGAACUGAUUCGAUACCAAGAAGAGAUCUCCUCUCUCUUGUCUCAGAUUGUAGAUCUUCAGCACAAAGUUAAAGAACAUGUGAUUGAAAAGGAAGAACUGAGACUUCACCUCCAAGCUUCCAAAGAUGCCCAAAGACAACUGACGAUGGAGCUGCAUGAGUUACAAGACAGGAACAUGGAGUGUCUGGGAAUGUUACACGAAUCCCAAGAAGAAAUAAAGGAACUUCGGAGUAGAUCUGGCCCUGCUGCUCAUCUCUACUUUUCCCCGUCCUAUGGAGUUUUUCCUGGGGAAUCUCUGGCAGCUGAGAUUGAGGGGACCAUGCGUAAGAAGCUGAGUUUGGAUGAGGAAUCUUCUCUCUUUAAACAAAAAGCCCAACAGAAACGGGUAUUUGAUACUGUCAAGGUUGCCAAUGACACACGGGGCCGCUCUAUCUCAUUCCCAGCUCUGCUACCCAUUCCAGGCUCCAACCGUUCAAGUGUUAUCAUGACAGCAAAACUUUUUGAGUCUGGUUUACAACAAACAGAGGACAAAACAAUCCUAAGCCAGGGGAACAACUCGGAGGAGGUUCCAGGGAACAUUCGGAAGGUGGAUCAACCAGGACCCUCUGCGGAGAGUGAUGUGGCUGCAGCCCUGCAUCGCCUGAGUCUGCGGCGACAGAACUACUUAAGUGAGAAGCAGUUCUUCGCUGAAGAAUGGGAGCGGAAGAUCCAGGUUCUGGCUGACCAGAAAGAAGGGGUUAGUGGCUGCGAGACCCCCACCGAGAGCCUUGCCUCUCUCUACACUGACCAGUCAGAGAUCACAGACCUCAGCAGUGCCAGUUGCCUUCGAGGUUUUAUGCCUGAAAAAUUACAAAUUGUCAAGCCCCUUGAAGGAUCACAGACUCUGCACCAGUGGCAGCAGCUUGCUCAACCAAAUUUAGGAACCAUUCUUGACCCACGACCAGGUGUCAUAACUAAAGGCUUUACCCAGUUGCCCCAGGAUGCCAUCUAUCACCUCUCAGAUUUGGAAGAGGAUGAAGAGGAAGGUAUCACUUUUCAGGUUCAGAAACCUUCAGAAGUCGAACAAAAACCACCAGUGUCGAAGCCAGUAACAGGAAUCUUCCUACCACCCAUGACUUCAGCUGGUGGUCCAGUUUCAGCUGCAACCUCAAACCCAGGAAAAUGUCUGUCAUGCACAAACUCGACGUUCACCUUUACCACCUGUAGGAUUUUACAUCCCUCAGAUAUCACUCAGGUUACCCCCAGCUCUGGCUUCCCCUCCUUAUCCUGUGGAAGUAGUGGUAGCAGUUCAUCAAACACGGCGGUGAAUUCUCCUGCUCUGUCCUAUAGACUCAGCAUCGGUGAGUCCAUCACCAAUCGACGAGAUUCCACCAUAACCUUCAGCAGCACCAUGAGCUUGGCCAAACUUCUGCAAGAGCGAGGCAUCUCUGCCAAAGUGUACCACAGUCCAGUUUCAGAGAUCCCCCUCCUCCAGCCUCUCCCCAGAGGCUUGGCUAUCCCUUCCACACCACCCAAUUCACCAUCUCACUCACCUUGCCCUUCUCCUUUGCCUGAUGAGCCUCGAGUACACCUCUCUGAAAAUUUUCUGGCCUCCCGACCAGCAGAAACAUUCCUCCAGGAGAGGUAUGGCUUGAGACCAUCCCGGAACCCUCCUGAUGUUGGCCAGUUGAAGAUGAACUUAGUGGACAGGCUGAAGAGACUGGGCAUAGCCAGAGUGAUCAAAACCCCUGAGGCCCAGAAAAAUGGAAGAAGCCAAGAGGCAGAAAAUGGUCUUCAAAGACCAAACUCUGCUGUUUAUUUAAGUUCAGGUAGCAAUUUAUUGAGUGGACUGAGGAGGAACCAGAGUCUUCCAGUCAUGAUGGGUAGCUUUGGCACCCCAGUUUGCACAUCUUCACCCAAAAUGGAUAUCCUGAAGGAGAAUUGAGGGUCAGCAGUUGGCUGACCUCUUAUACAAAUUAGCACAUGAAGGAAAGAUUUGCACUGAUACAUGUGGUCUUGUCUGAGAGAAGAGGCAUGUUGCAGAAGGGCUGUGGAUGUGGGAAAGGGAAAGUGAAAGAAUGGAAACAGAAAUGCGAUGUGGCCCCAAAGCAGGAGGUCUGUCUGAUAAAUUGAAAGUAUAAAUAAAUGGGUCACGAGUGUUUGGAGGCAGAGAAGGAUGAAAGUGUUAAUGUAGUCCUUCAGUUGUUUUUUCUUGUCUUGAAAAUAAAAAGUGACUAGAAAAUCAAUUCAGUAAUAUUGAAACAUACCAGAAAGACUGAACUUGCUAGCACAUUUACUUCUGGUGAGCAUAAGCAGGGAACCCAAGUUAUGAGAUGGGAGGGAAAAAGGCUACUUUGACCAUUGCCUGUUGAAAGCUGUUCUGGAAGGUUGCUGGAAGCUUGGCCUGUUACUGAGACAACAAUGAGAUGGCUUUUAUGUUGGCCUCUGUUAAGGUCUGGUUAAACUACAUACCCAUCAAGGAGUAGUUAUCAUACAAGGAAUUUUACCUUUUUCAUAAGAUCAGAAUAGUGGAGACUCCUUUUUUGCUUUCUCUUUUCGGGCCUUUGAGCCACUGGGAGCCCGAACAUCAUCCACAUUCCUUUUGUAUCUGUGAUUAACAAGAGUUCAUUUUUUUAAAUUUGUAUUUUUAUACAACAUCUGCCCAAAACAACAUGAGUAGUGGGUAGGAGAGAUUUACUUUAAGAAGGAAAAUAUGGGAAAUUGGAACCAAGGAGAGUUGUUUUCAAAAUAUUUUCUUCUGGAUAAGUGUAGUAGCCAAGGCACAUGAAAAUAAUUACGUGUCUUUCAAAUUUUCUUGGAGGCUGGAAGGGUUAAACCAGAAGUGCAAUCAAUAGGAAUUAGAGAAUGUUGUGUGUUUAUGUCUGUAAGUUUUUUUUGUAAGGAAGGUUGGUUGCAACUAUACUUUUUCCAAAAUGCACUAUGCAUAUUUUUAAUGAAAGAUGACAUGUAUUUGCACAAAAAUUCUCAGGCACAGUGAAUUAUUAUAAACUGAAGUAAAACCCAGGUGCUUGCUUUGAGAUUGUGUUUUUUUUUAAUACAAAAUAAAAUUAAAAUACAUCUGCCUUUUUCUUGAUAUCUGUAGAAUUAGAGAAUGAACUUUUUAAUUGGAAAGUCAAAGCUUUUGCUUUUUCUCUGAGAUUCCUUUUGUUUUGUUUUUUUAAACAAAUGAUGUGAAACAGCAAAGUGAAACUCCGGGAUUAGGUUUUAAGUUUCAGCUUUGAGCAGUGUGACGCAAGGCUGUGAAGUGGGAAGAAACAGAUCUGUUUUCUGAGUGUUGCUGACCAAGGUCUGCUCCUUGUCAGAUGGUCAGAUGAUGUGGCUUUAUCUCGGCAGUCCAGUUCAGAAAGAAAUGCCAUUCCAUGAAAGACAUGAUGGGGCGAAGAUGAAGGAGGGGCUAAUUAUUUUUGAAAAUGGGAAGCAUGUUAUUUGACCUUUUGAGUGCCUAAUUUGCAAAUGUUUUGCUCCCUUGUUCUGACUUAACUGAAGGGCGGUUUUCUGAAGAAUUCCUGAUGAGUGUUGCUCCUGUGACUCGCAUCCAGACCUGUUACAGGCCAGAGGAGGGUCCUUCUAUCCUCCUGAGCUCGCUCUCCUCAGGAAGAGCUCUGUGUUCAAAAGGGUUAAAAAAAAACACACAUGCAGUAGUAAGAAUGCGUGAGUUUUCCAUGCUUUUUAUGAUCUUUUAAUAAAACUUUCCUAAAUAAAUUUCUUAAAAACAAAAAGUUGAGACUGUCCUCUCUCCCCAUUCUCUCCCCUUUGCUCAGUCAUUCUGAAGUCAGCAGAUCUUACAUAGGUGUUCAGAAAGGAAUUCCAGCUGGUCUGGAAGUGGAUAUAAGUGUCCUGAUUGUGGACCAGAGGAAUUCCUGAUGUUUCAGUUUCGAAAAUAUUCCCAUUCACAUUUUAAAUGAUAAUAUUCGAGUUUCUAUUUUGAGAAAGUAAUUCUGGGGUGCUUAUUUUAGCCAAUUCUUUAAGUUUUUUAUUUAUUCUCUAAGAAAGCAACCUUCCUGUUGCCAGUUUCCAAGAAACAUCAGGAAUUAGGAAAUAUGGGGCCAGAGAGUAGAACAAAGUUUUAAAUGAUCAGAUUUUGUGUAUAUUAUAUAAACAACUAUAAAUUAAGAUAGAUUUUGAAGUGUUCUGUAUAAUUAGUAUCCUUUUAAAAUAACCGAUGCUAAAAUGAUCACUUUGGAGGCAGAGUGAGGACGUAUUCACAGCCAAAUAAGCCCGUCUGAUUAAAGAGGACCAGACCUUGGUUUUUGAAAAUUAAAUUGACAUUGGUGUUCCACCAGAAACACAGUGAUUGUACACUGGUGCGUGCUUGUCUCUAGAAAUGAAUCCUGUUUUGAAAUUGAGUUUUGCUGUUUUUGAAAUUUCCACCUAAAAUCAUCUUUGGUACAGCCUGAGAAUCUCUAUUAUAAUGAAAUUGUGUGUGAAGUAUAGUAAGAACUGGAGCCUUGUAGCAAGUUCCUUCUUAAUUUAUCUGUUAGGUUUUAGCACUGUGCACAUUUUAGUCUUUCUUUUUUUUUUUCUUCAUUUUAGUUUUUCUAUAUCAGCUGUGUAUGUACUCUCCUGCCAGUACAGGAAACUUCAGUCUUCUUUUUUCCUUCUGAAGGUUUUCGAUGAUUAUACCUCAGGUAUUGCUGAUACCUUCCCUGUGAACUCAGAAUUAAACGUUCUCCUGAAUUAUGAUGACCCCAAAUCUGAUGUAAAUAGCCUUAGGCAUGGGUCUUGGGAAAAAAAUUAAUGCCCAUUGUUAAAGUAAUUUUUAAACAAAUUUUGUACUAUAUGUCCUUGAUUUCACCUGAAUGAACAGGCUUUGGCAAAGGGAGGGAAUAAGUGAAAGGCAGCUCACAAGAGCCUGUUCUCUAUAAAAGAUGUAUUUUAUACAGUAUUCAAAGCCUGUUAUUUUUUCUGAACAUUCUGGUACAUAAUUAGUACUUGCUGGUAAUAUUGACUUUCAACAUCUGAAACUCGAGCUCCUAGUGUGUAGUGGCUGAGUAGUUGCAUUGCCAGCCCGGCCCCUGGGAGUGUCAUCGGUGCCCUCUGGGGGCUGCCAGGGAGAUGCUGUUGUUUGAUAUCUGGGGCUUGACUUUGUCAAACAGCUCUUUGUGCAUCUACCUUUGCUUUGUCAAAUGUAAAUCAGAUAAUAAACAUGAGUAUCUUCUUAAAUUUU
Molecule: messenger RNA, 6392 nt
Organism: Vicugna pacos (alpaca)
Lineage: Eukaryota; Metazoa; Chordata; Mammalia; Artiodactyla; Camelidae
Gene: TRAK2
Product: trafficking kinesin protein 2
Biological process (GO): mitochondrion distribution; protein targeting; anterograde axonal transport of mitochondrion
Cellular component (GO): cytoplasmic vesicle; mitochondrion; dendrite
Molecular function (GO): myosin binding; GABA receptor binding
Source: RefSeq, a predicted model, not a curated record